Chrysoperla carnea is the source of this 1037-nucleotide messenger RNA. Its product is annotated as glyoxylate reductase/hydroxypyruvate reductase-like. Gene Ontology annotation, cellular component: cytosol. The transcript is spliced from 5 exons. The record is from RefSeq and is a predicted model, not a curated record. Gene Ontology annotation, molecular function: NAD binding; glyoxylate reductase (NADPH) activity; hydroxypyruvate reductase (NADH) activity. Lineage: Eukaryota; Metazoa; Arthropoda; Insecta; Neuroptera; Chrysopidae. The coding region runs from base 52 to 1029 and encodes 325 amino acids.
AUUUUGUUAAAAAUAAAUUAAAUUUCAAACUGGAUCACUCAACAGGAAAACAUGUCGACAUCAAGACCUAAAGUAUUUAUCAAAGAUCCCGAUCUACCUGAAGAAGGACUUGAAAUAUUAAAGUCACGGUGUACGUUAAUUCGUGGUGCAAAAGGAAACACAAAGGAAGACAUAGCAAAACUAAUAAGGAAUGCAAAUGGUGUUGAUGCUAUAAUAUGGUGUGACAAUGGUGUGCCAAAUAAGGAUAUUUUGGACGCCGCUGGACCAAAUUUGAAAAUUUUUGCAUCAGUUUCCGCUGGUGUUGAUCAUUUAAAUAUUUCAGAAAUUAAGAGUCGAGGUGUUUUAAUUUCAAAUACACCAGGUGUUUUAAAUGCCGCUGUGGCUGAAUCGGCUGUUUUGUUAACUUUAGGAGCUGCACGUCGAAUUGAAGAAGGGCGAAGAAAAAUUAUUAAUGGUGAAUGGAACACAACAUUUAAUUGGCUAUUAGGUAAUGAUUUAAUCGACUCGACUGUUGGUAUUGUUGGUUUGGGAGGAAUUGGUAUAAGUAUUGCACGUCGAUUAAAGGCAUUCGAUGUAAAACGUAUUAUUUACACUGGACACAGCCCCAAAGCUACGGCUGAUGAGUUUGGUGCUAUAUUUGUUCCAUCAUUCAAUGAUUUGUUAAAAGAGAGCGAUUUUAUUAUUUCUUCUGUUCCAUUAACAAAAGAAACUGCGCUAAUGUUCAAUAAAACAGCAUUCGCACAGAUGAAAAAAAAUGCUGUGUUCGUGAAUGUUGGUCGUGGAGGCGUUGUCAAUCAAGAUGAUUUAGUUGAAGCAUUGAAAACAAAUACAAUUUUUGCUGCUGGUCUUGAUGUUAUGACUCCAGAACCAUUACCUGUUGAUCAUCCAUUACUAAAGUUACCAAACUGUGUUUUAAUGCCGCAUAUAGGAAGUGCAACAGUAAAAACACGUAUUGGAAUGACUAAUUUAGCAUCGAAAAAUGUUUUAGCUGCGUUAGAUAAUAAACCAUUAUUAACACCUGUUAAUUAAAGACUUGC